AUGGCUGCCCACUGCUGUGCAUAUGGUUGUAAACAUAGACAGAUACCAGGUGCAGAUCUCAAGUUUUUUAGAAUACCUAGGGACCCUUACCUGAGAGCAAAGUGGGUGUCAGCCAUUAAGCGAGAUGAUUGGGAGCAACAUUCCAGAAUAUGUUUCAAACAUUUUAUAAACAGUUAUCCAUCCAGGGAACUCUCAAAUCCAGAUUAUGUACCAUCCAUAUUUUCAUACAAGGCUCAACCCAAUGAUUCCCUUCAAAGUAAAUUCCUUCGACAUCAGCGUCUCUUAGAACGAAAAGAAAAUAUUGCAAAGUUGGAAUCUGCUCCAGCUCUGCUUUCAUUGGGAAAUGAACUACCAACAUGGGUACCAGGAAUCUCCACUCAAACUCCUGUUGCAACUUCAUGUGACAUAUCUAUUCAGACAGACAUUACCCUGCCAGUGAUGGAAAGUUUGAUAUUCACAAACCAGUAUCUCAAGCAUCUGUGUGACAAUCAAAAACCAAAUAUUGAUUUUCUCCCUUUUGUUCAGUAA
Molecule: messenger RNA, 528 nt
Organism: Ostrea edulis (European flat oyster)
Lineage: Eukaryota; Metazoa; Mollusca; Bivalvia; Ostreida; Ostreidae
Product: THAP domain-containing protein 2-like
Molecular function (GO): sequence-specific DNA binding
Source: RefSeq, a predicted model, not a curated record